GUGAUUAGAUAGCGAUUGUGUAAGGACAUUAUCCUAGUUAUUGAAAUCCUUAUGUAUUUUAAGGGAAUGAAAAACUGCGAGAGAGCGGGCGAAUCUACGCUAAACAAUUCUUUUAUAUCAACUGAAUCAACAGUGCAGGAGUCAUUUGCUGAUGAAGAAACACGUUUCAUUAUCCCCGUUCACUUAGAAUCGGAAGAUAUAUCAUGGCUUGUAAUAUUAAUUAUCAUAAUUGCCUUUGGAAUUCUUGCUAACCUGACAACAAUUGGAAUUAUCAUUCGUUUGAAACAGUUUCAUAAACCUACCUACAUGGUCAUAGGAGCGUUAGCAAUAGCGGAUUUUGUGUCUCUGAUCCAAUAUCUAUGUCACCUGAUUCUUGCAAAGACCAACAGAAACUGUGUAGAUAAUAAUGGCCGUAUUUUUAUGACAGUUAUCUACAGUACAGCGCAUGCGUCUGCGUCACAUGUAGUGCUGCUGCUUGGAUUACGAUAUUAUUUGAUAGCUGUGCCUCUCAGAUCAAGGACGAUCAGAAAACGUCAUGUAUUGACAUUAUCAAUUUUAAUGUGGAUUUUCAGCGUGGUGUUUGGAGUUAUUUAUUAUUUUGCGAGAUUUAACGUGGCAAGAAACAAGAUCGCCAUUGUAGUACUGGUAUUCAGGGGCUAUCUUGUCUUGGUUCCUUGUAUCUUUAUGCUAGUUUUUCACAUGACAAAAAUAUACAAAUUAAGGACGUCUAUUAGUGGAUUCAGGAUUAGUCAGUACGUUCGAAGGAUGUCCGCCAUGAUUUUGAUCAUUAUGGUCAUUUACAUUUUUUCUGCUAUCAUAUUCCCCAUUACAUUUUCAUUAAACUUUUUCAAAGUGCUCAGCGAACGCGAAAGCAAAGUGAUUCAAAUCUGUGCACGAGUCGUAUGGUUAUUUAACCUUUCAGUCAACCCUAUCAUAUAUUUCAUUUACAGUCCAAAGGUCAGACGCAGUGUUACUGUACUUUGGAAGUCGGACCUAACUUUGCGUCGAGCUAGUCGAUAUUCAGCCUGCAAUUUACGAAGCAGUACGUGUUAGCAAAAAGGUGAUUUCUGGAAACUUGUGUAUAACAGUUUCGAGUGCUAAACCCUUUUAUUAAUAAAAUUCGUUUUUAUAAAUUAUUACAUGAAGUAACCAAAAAAAUUGAGAGAACUUUGCUUAAAAAACUCCUAUUCAAACACAUAUAUACUGUCAGAUCACAAAUUUUCAUGGGGUUAAAUUUCGUUGUUUUCGUAGUAUGAAGGAAACCACGAAUUCAUAUCCUCCAGGAAAUGUUAAGAUUUAGUAUAACCACGAAUUCGAAUCCCCUCGAACCAGUAAUUUUCCCUCAAACCACGAAUAUAUAUAUAUAUA
Messenger RNA from Saccostrea echinata, 1368 nucleotides. RefSeq names its product melanocortin receptor 5-like. Gene Ontology annotation, cellular component: membrane. NCBI's taxonomy places the organism in Eukaryota, Metazoa, Mollusca, Bivalvia, Ostreida, Ostreidae. The record is from RefSeq and is a predicted model, not a curated record. Gene Ontology annotation, biological process: G protein-coupled receptor signaling pathway. The transcript has 2 exons. The coding region runs from base 52 to 1053 and encodes 333 amino acids. Gene Ontology annotation, molecular function: G protein-coupled receptor activity.